Messenger RNA from Mercenaria mercenaria, 13897 nucleotides. RefSeq names its product serine/threonine-protein kinase D1-like. The transcript has 21 exons. The record is from RefSeq and is a predicted model, not a curated record. Bases 246 to 2876 code for a protein of 876 amino acids. Gene Ontology annotation, biological process: protein phosphorylation. NCBI's taxonomy places the organism in Eukaryota, Metazoa, Mollusca, Bivalvia, Venerida, Veneridae. Gene Ontology annotation, molecular function: protein serine/threonine kinase activity; ATP binding.
UUUGCGGUUUGUGGCUGCGACUUCACCCAGAGAAAAAUUUUGCAUAAAUUUUGUGUUUUUACGGCCAUAAAAUGUAACUAUCAGAUAAACAUUUAAAUGAUUUGUAAAAAUGAUACUUUAUAGUAUCAUAUGAUGCCAAGUAGCUAAAUUAUAAGGAUAUUCCUAGGUGUUAAGUGCAGAACCCGGAAACGAUUUUGGAAAGGGGAUUAAUUGCCCGAGGAGAAAUUUACCAAAGGACAUUUAAAAUGUCAGAGCCAGAUUUGAUGCGAAGGAACUUUUCGUUCCAGAUGCAGAUUGGUUUAACAAGGGAACAAGUUAAUGUUGAUGGAGAAUUGACCCUAGCUAGUUUGAAGGAAAUUGCAUGUGCAUUUGUAGAUCGAAAGUACCCUGAGCAUGGCUUCUAUGGGAUUGCCGACAAGAUUUUAUUGUUUCGUCAUGAAUCAAGCAGCACCAAUGUUCUACAAAUUAUCAGCAAUGCCUGUGAAGUGAUAGAAGGCUGUCUAGUAGAAGUUGUUCUGUCAGCCAAGGCAACCAUGGAGGAACUUCAGAUACGACCACAUCUGUUAUUUGUGCAUUCCUACAAAUCACCUCAUUUCUGUGAUUUUUGUGGAGAGAUGUUGUUUGGGCUUGUCAAGCAGGGAAUCAAAUGUGAAGGAUGCGGCCUAAAUUUUCAUAAGAGAUGUGCCUUUAAGAUACCCAACAAUUGUUCAUACGAUCGUCAGAGGCGAACGUCUACCAGCAGUAUUAGCAGUAUAUCAUUCUCACUGAAAGACAAGCCGGAACCCACCACGCCCACUGAGAAUUGUACCACCGUCUCUCUACCUCCCUCCCCCGGGCCCAGGAGCCCACGACACAUGGGCUCUCGACCUAUCAGCUUUGGUCCAUCAGACAGCAACCCACGGAGAACGGAAUACAAGUACAGUACAUUAUUAGUACCAGGGCAACCUAUUCUUGAGGGACGUAACAGCCGAUCUAAGUCAUGGAGUGGUCGACCAAUCUGGCUGGAGAGAGAAUUUGCCAGUCGUAUCAAAGUGCCCCAUACGUUUAUUGUUCACAACUAUACACGUCCCACUGUCUGUAUGUGGUGUAGAAAACUACUUAAGGGAUUGUUCAGGCAAGGAGUACAGUGUAAAGAUUGUAAAUUUAACUGUCACAAGAAAUGUGCCCCACAAGUGCCCAAGGAAUGUGCUGGAGACCUCCCAAGUGGUGAAGUGAACUUUGAACAGAGUGAUGCAUCCGAGAUUGAGAGCAAUAAUGGAACAGAAGUCUCAGAGAUACCAGAGGAUGAUAUGCUUCUUGAGAAUGAUAACGAUAAUGAUGAUAGUGACAGAAAACCACCACUUAGUCCUACACAGAGCAGUAACAUCCCAUUGAUGAGAAUUGUACAGUCCGUGAAACAUACAAAACGUACAGGGUCUAAAGUUCUCAAGGAAGGCUGGAUGGUACACUGUACUGAUAAAGACAGCCAGAGGAGGAGGCACUACUGGAAACUGGACAGUAAAUCAGUUACUAUGUUCCAGAACGAAAACUCUUCAAGAUACUAUAAGGAAAUUGCCUUAAAUGCUAUAAUUGGAAUAGAAUCUUUCAAAAUGGACCCGAGUAAUGAGUUUCCAAGAGCACCACAUGUGUUUGAGUUGCGCGUACAAAACAUGAUAUACUAUGUUGGUGAAGAUCCGUUCUAUGGCUCUGAGGAGGGAAGCUUAGUUGUCUCUACAGAGAGCGGGAAGGGGUUGGAGCAGGCACGUCACUGGGAGCACGCUAUCAGGCAGGCAUUGAUGCCAGUGACGCCAACAUCCAGCGUUAACCAGGGUACUCAACCAAAAUAUGGUCAAGCUAACAAUGCUGGAGCCCCGGAGGAGCCUCACGACAUCAGUCAGUUAUACCAAAUAUUCCCAGAUGAUGUUCUCGGAUCAGGACAGUUUGGUAUAGUCUAUGGAGGUAAGCACCGGAAAACCAACAGUGAAGUUGCAAUUAAGGUAAUAGAUAAGAUGAGGUUUCCAACCAAACAAGAAGCACAGCUUAAAAAUGAAGUCUCAAUUCUACAGAAUCUCCAUCAUCCUGGAGUCGUGAAUCUCGAGAAAAUGUUUGAAACACCAGAAAGGAUUUUUGUGGUAAUGGAGAAGUUGAAGGGAGAUAUGUUAGAGAUGAUUUUAUCUAGUCCUCGAGGUCGGCUCAGUGAACGAGUCACCAAGUUUCUUGUCUCACAGAUAUUGGUUGCCUUAAAGCAUUUACACUCAAAGCAUAUAGUGCAUUGUGAUCUUAAACCAGAGAAUGUUCUACUAUCAUCAGAGACAGCAUUCCCACAGGUAAAACUGUGUGAUUUUGGAUUUGCAAGAAUCAUUGGAGAAAAGUCUUUCAGGCGGUCUGUAGUUGGUACCCCAGCAUAUUUAGCACCAGAAGUAUUAAAAAGUAAAGGAUACAACCGUUCCCUUGAUAUGUGGUCUGUAGGAGUUGUUGUCUAUGUUAGUUUAAGUGGAACAUUCCCAUUUAAUGAGGAUGAAGAGAUCAGUGACCAGAUACAGAAUGCAACAUUUAUGUACCCACCAACACCAUGGAAGGAAAUCUCUCAAGAAGCAAUUGAUUUGAUCAGUAAUUUGUUACAAGUAAAGAUGAGGAAAAGAUUUACAGUGGAUAAGUCCUUGUCUCAUGUCUGGUUACAGGAUUAUCAAACCUGGUGUGAUCUGAGAAAACUAGAAGAGCUUGUAGGUCAGAGAUACCUUACUCAUGAUUCUGAUGAUGAACGGUGGGAGAAUUUUAGACGAGAAAAGAACUUAAAAGUGUGGCAAGAUGUCGGCCAAAAAGGUGUGAACGAAAAGUACAAUUUAAGCAAGUCUCGUGAUCGUAACACACCAAGUUCGGGUACCACUGUGUCAUGACAAAAAAUGUCGUCGUGAACGUUGUCAGUAUAACAUGUGUUCUGUGCUCUCUGAAGUCUCUCAGUUAGAUAUUGUGCUACCACCGUGUAAAAUUGUUGUACACAUUUUUUUAUUGGGAACAUGCUCAUUUUAUAGAUAUUUUUGGCAGGUAUUGUAGUUUGUGAUGAUUCCUUGCGCAGGAUAAAGUACAAUAAGCUCAUCAGUUUAAUGAAGAGAAACGUCUGGUGUGAUAAACAUUUACAUGCAAAGAUUUUUAUGACACAGGUGAUACGAAAAUGAAAUGUUUAAAUAUAUCAAAGAUUUUGUUUUGAUAUAUGUAGCAUCUUGGUUUUUUUGUUGUUGUUUUUUUUACAACAGCAUUUAGUUUCAUAGUUUACAGUAAGCAUUCACAUAGACUUUGAAAAGGUCAGUCAUGAAAAUUUAUUAAAAAUGACUUGAACCCUAAAAAAGUACUUUAAUUUUUAAAAGCACCUGCUUGAAUUACACCCAAAAUUCCUGUAACAAUGGAUGUUCUGACAACAACUUGUUUGUGAAGAGAAUGAAUUAAAAAAAAGAAAAAAAUGAAGACAAUUUGUAAGAAAAUAAUACUUCUUGUUCACUUACUGGUCAGGUAUCCACCAGUAGUGGUCAUGAACAGACAGCAGUUUAUCACAUUUUACACAGAGCGCUAUUUCUACUGUAAUACAGUUGAUAAAUGUUGCUGGGAUUAAUACUUUUAAGACAGGGUUUUGAGAAAAAGUAAAAAAGAACUUUAUGAACCAUGACAGUUUAACAGUUGAAGCUUAUUGAUUACUAUGUCUUCAGCUGAUGAGAACAUGUUUGUAUAUGCUGUAUAGAAGAUAAAGACAGUUGGUGCAGGAAAAGUUGCCCUUAAUUUGUUUCCGUUUAUAAAGUUUAUUUACAUAUUUGUAUAUUUUGGUUAUCUUACAGUAUCGCAGAAUUUAUAAGUAGUUUUAUGUACCAGAAAGCAUUUAUGAAUGAACCAAAUGAAAAUAGUUGUUUCCUUGUAAAGUCUGUAGCCAGUAGAGUCUUUACACCAAAAUCAAAACUGUUUGUUUACUGGUAUGUCCAUGUCUUGUCAUAACUAUUUUACUGAAUUGUUUUAAAUGCCCUGAAAGGGCAUAACAUAAUAGAACCAUUGAUCUUUUAUGAAAUAUGUCAUAGCUAAGUGCUGUGUUUCUUUCGGCAGAUCAUGUCUUAUGUGUUAUGCUUCAAUGUCUUGUGAUGUUUUUGUGAUACCUCUUUAAUAUCUGUAUCACGUUUUUUGCUAUUUUCAUUUUAUCUUCAGUACCACAAGCUCACUGUCAAAAAGCCUAAUUCGAUGAAUUAGUUCACUCAAACCAUUCAUUUACUGUCUAACCAGUCAUUCACUUAGUUCAUUUUCCAGUAAUGUUUCAACCAUUAGUUCACUGUAAAACCAUACAUUCACUGAUAAAUUGUUAGUUCAAUAAUAUUUUGACUAUUAGCUCACGUUCAGACCUGUCAUUCAUAGACAAACUGUUACUUUGUUGUCAGAAAGUAAUGUUUACCAAACCUUACCAUAUCUACUGCAACUUGCUUUUAGUUCAGUUAUUUUUAGCUCACCUGUCACAAAGUGACAAGGUGAGCUUUUGUGAUCGCGCAGUGUCCGUCGUCCGUCGUCCGUCCGUGCGUCCGUCCGUCCGUCCGUCCGUAAACUUUUUGCUUGUGACCACUCUAGAGGUCACAUUUUUCAUGGGAUCUUUAUGAAAAUUGGUCAGAAUGUUCAUCUUGAUGAUAUCUAGGUCAAGUUCGAAACUGGGUCAUGUGCGGUCAAAAACUAGGUCAGUAGGUCUAAAAAUAGAAAAACCUUGUGACCACUCUAGAGGUCACAUUUUUCAUGGGAUCUUCAUGAAAGUUGGUCAGAAUGUUCAUCUUGAUGAUAUCUAGGUCAAGUUCGAAACUGGGUCACGUGCGGUCAAAAACUAGGUCAGUAGGUCUAAAAAUAGAAAAACCUUGUGACCACUCUAGAGGUCACAUUUUUCAUGGGAUCUUCAUGAAAGUUGGUCAGAAUGUUCAUCUUGAUGAUAUCGAGGUCAAGUUCGAAACUGGGUCACGUGCGGUCAAGAACUAGGUCAGUAGGUCUAAAAAUAGAAAAACCUUGUGACCACUCUAGAGGUCACAUUUUUCAUGGGAUCUUCAUGAAAGUUGGUCAGAAUGUUCAUCUUGAUAAUAUCUAGGUCAAGUUCGAAACUGGGUCACGUGCGGUCAAAAACUAGGUCAGUAGGUCUAAAAAUAGAAAAACCUUGUGACCACUCUAGAGGUCACAUUUUUCAUGGGAUUUUCAUGAAAGUUGGUCAGAAUGUUCAUCUUGAUGAUAUCUAGGUCAAGUUCGAAACUGGGUCACGUGCGGUCAAAAACUAGGUCAGUAGGUCUAAAAAUAGAAAAACCUUGUGACCACUCUAGAGGUCACAUUUUUCAUGGGAUCUUCAUGAAAGUUGGUCAGAAUGUUCAUCUUGAUGAUAUCUAGGUCAAGUUCGAAACUGGGUCACGUGCGGUCAAAAACUAGGUCAGUAGGUCUAAAAAUAGAAAAACCUUGUGACCACUCUAGAGGUCACAUUUUUCAUGGGAUCUUUAUGAAAGUUGGUCAGAAUGUUCAUCUUGAUGAUAUCUAGGUCAAGUUCGAAACUGGGUCACGUGCGGUCAAAAACUAGGUCAGUAGGUCUAAAAAUAGAAAAACCUUGUGACCGCUCUAGAGGUCACAUUUUUCAUGGGAUCUUCAUGAAAGUUGGUCAGAAUGUUCAUCUUGAUGAUAUCUAGGUCAAGUUCGAAACUGGGUCACGUGCAGUCAAAAACUAGGUCAGUAGGUCUAAAAAUAGAAAAACCUUGUGACCACUCUAGAGGUCACAUUUUUCAUGGGAUCUUUAUGAAAGUUGGUCAGAAUGUUCAUCUUGAUGAUAUCUAGGUCAAGUUCGAAACUGGGUCACGUGCCUUCAAAAACUAGGUCAGUAGGUCUAAAAAUAGAAAAACCUUGUGACCACUCUAGAGGUCACAUUUUUCAUGGGAUCUUUAUGAAAGUUGGUCAGAAUGUUCAUCUUGAUGAUAUCUAGGUCAAGUUCGAAACUGGGUCACGUGCCUUCAAAAACUAGGUCAGUAGGUCUAAAAAUAGAAAAACCUUGUGACCACUCUAGAGGUCACAUUUUUCAUGGGAUCUUCAUGAAAUUUGGUCAGAAUGUUCAUCUUGAUGAUAUCUAGGUCAAGUUCGAAACUGGGUUACGUGCGGUCAAAAACUAGGUCAGUAGGUCUAAAAAUAGAAAAACCUUGUGACCACUCUAGAGGUCACAUUUUUCAUGGGAUCUUUAUGAAAGUUGGUCAGAAUGUUCAUCUUGAUGAUAUCUAGGUCAAGUUCGAAACUGGGUCACGUGCCUUCAAAAACUAGGUCAGUAGGUCUAAAAAUAGAAAAACCUUGUGACCUCUCUAGAGGCCAUAUAUUUCAAAAGAUCUUCAUGAAAAUUGGUCAGAACGUUCACCUUGAUGAUAUCUAGGUCAAGUUCGAAACUCGGUCACGUGCCAUCAAAAACUAGGUCAGUAGGUCAAAUAAUAGAAAAACCUUGUGACCUCUCUAAAGGCCAUAUUUUUCAUGGGAUCUGUAUGAAAGUUGGUCUGAAUGUUCAUCUUGAUGAUAUCUAGGUCAAGUUCGAAACUGGGUCACGUGCUGUCAAAAACUAGGUCAGUAGGUCUAAAAAUAGAAAAAAAAACGAUGUCAUACUUAAAACUGGGUCAUGUGGGAAGAGGUGAGCGAUUCAGGACCAUCAUGGUCCUCUUGUUGUAAUAUACAAUUGCUUUUAUCAUUUUAUUCAUAUUCUUGAGAAGUACUCUGGUAUUUCAUUCAGCUACUACUCAUGAAUACAUACAUUUUUCCUCACAGAACAGAGGCCUGCCCAUAAAGAGCAUAAAGAACUGAACCUUUGGUGUGGCAAUGUUCUCUUCGAUAAUUUAAAUCAAAAGUCAUCUAUCCACUUCUUUUUUUAUGCAAGGAGGUUGUUAAUUAUUUCGGGAGAAUAAGUUAGUACUGGCAUGGUAUGGUGGUACGGACUGCUGUUAAAUAACCUAAAUAUAGUAUUAACAGAUGAUGUCAGAUCCAUAUCAAAGGGACAGUUGUCACAAAUAAAAUCUUGACCAUAGUCCUGUCCUGUUGGAGUUCUGUCAUGUUGGUAUGCUGUUAACAUAUCUGUGUCUAUACUUGACCAGUCCUUUUUCCAUCAAAAUUAUACUUUGUACUUCAUUUAUAGCCUUCCUAGUAGAUACAGCUUUGUCACAAAUCAUUCUUCACCCAUCCCUAUAUCUGCACAUUUGUAUUCAGUAUGUCCCGGUAAUAAUUAUAUACUCCACUGUGUAUAUAAUUGUUUUAUAUCUUGUAUCGGCCUGUACCUAUACAACCUUAUACCAUAUCUUGUAUAUAACUGUAUGAGUUUACUGCAAAUCAUGUCCUAGUCAUUAUUCUGUCUGACAUGUUUGCUAUUCAUCAUGUCUUUUAGUCAUUACACUUUCCUUGGCCUUUACCUGUUUGUUGUAUGUGUGUUUGUUACCAAGUUAUUUGUUGAAAGUCAUAUCUUGGUCAUUACAUGAUGCAAGUCAUAAGUCAGUCAUUAGAUAUUGCAAAUCAUAUGGCGGUCUUUACUUGUUGCAAAAGAUGUAUCAGUCAUUGCAUAUUGUAAAUCAUAUCUCGAUCAUUACAUGUUGCAAAUCAUAUCUCGAUCAUUACAUGUUGCAAAUCAUAUCUCAGUCACUUCAUUUUGCAAGUCAUAUAUCGGUCAUUACAUAUUGCAAAUCAUAUUUCAGUCAUUACAUGUUGCAAGUCAUACCUGUUCAUUAUAUGUUGCAGAUUUUAUCUUGGUCAUUACAUGUUGCAUAUCGUAUUUCAGCCAUUACAUGUUGCAGAUCAUAUCUCUUCAUUACAUGUUGCAGAUUUUUUCUUGGUCAUAACAUGUUGCAACUGGUAUCAUGUCUUCGAUCUAAAAGAAUACUUUAAAACUAAUACCAGAUUUUCUUUAAAAAAAUACCUUAGAUGCUCGAAGUACACUGUGUCAUCUUACACCAUUGUUUAUAAACAGCCUAAUUGUUUCCUUUUUUUCAAAUCAAAUGCAAAUGACAGAUCAGCAGUAUUUGUGUAAGGACAGGGUUUUUUUUCGGCCGUUUUUAAAGCCGUUAUUCGGCUAUAUUCCCAAUGCCAAAAAGUAUGUAUUUUUCCCAAAAUGAGUGCAAAAAUUCCCAAUCUAUAUUCUGAAAAAAAAAAAUCAUCAAAAUUGCACAAAAAAUGACCAAUUAUGGACAAUUUUGUAAUGGAAGUAUGUUAAAGAGGUUCUACAAUGUGAAACAAGUGUAUGAGAAAGUGCUUAAACACUUCCUUACUAUAUUCUAUGGGACUAAAUAUUUCCCAAUUUGGAACAUUUACAUGUCAAAAUUCCCAAUUUUAGGGGUAUAGGCUAUGUUCCCAAAUUAGCCAGAAAAAACCUUGAAGGAUAUCAAAAUCAAAUGUAAGAGAGGUCUUCCCUUUAUGUUGUUUUGUUGAAUGUGAAAUGGACUUCCAUUUUUUUUUUUUUGAAAAAUCAAUCAUCAAUAAUUCUACAAUUACUUCUUAUAAUAAGACCUAGAAACUCAAAGAAAAACAAUCUUCAUUCUUCUUCAUAUGUAGGUAUAACACUGUUAUAACUGGAAAUACCAGACAAUACAAGAACAGCAAAAUUCUGGCAGAAAACACUGAGAAAGUUUUGCAUGUAGAGAACAAAUGGGUAAAACAUUUUACUUAUGUAAAACAACAGCACUUAGGAAGAGCUAUGUGGAACAUUUUAUGGAUUCUUCGUCCUGGUUUUGUAUAUGCUUGUUUCUUUAUUGUUCGAUGCUUACAUUCUGGCAUGUGUAUAAUUCUGUUAAAAGAUUUGCAUUGAGAAAUGUGUUCAAGUUCUGCGUCAAAUGUCACCACCACAAUAUUACUCCAAGAAAUAGCAUGACAGUUUAUUGUGCAUUUCAGGAUGUAAAGCUUAUAAUAUUUUUAUAUAAAUAAGUGUAAAAUUGAUUAGAAAAGUUAUUGAGCUACUGACAUUAUUAAAUAUUUUAAUAGUAUAACACCAAGGAUUAGAAGUGGAAAAUAUUCAAUGUUCCAUUAUAACUUUAGGGAGUUUAAAAAUGUCAAAUUGACCAAUGAUAGUAUUGCUAUGUUUGUGUUUAUUAUUCAUUGUUGUUGUUGAUCUGUUCAUGUACAAAGUAAGCACGUAUUUAAAUCAUGAAAGACACCACAUAGUUAAAAUGUUAAUCAAAGACACCACAUAGUUAAAAUGUUAAUCAAAGACACCACAUAGCUGACAUUUUAAUCAGACACUGCACAGUUAAAUCACCACACAGUUAAAAUGAUGAUCGAAGACAACACACAGUUUAAAUGUCAAUCAAAGGAGCGUUAAUCUUAGAAGUAAAUAUGCCUAAUAGCAGAAGUUGAAAUUUUCAAUUUUACAUGAGGUAUGUAUUCUGCAUAUCCUUAUUUCAUUAUGAAGUAUAAACCUGUGGUACACAUUUCUUUGUCAUAGUGUAUAAAUUACAAGUCUUUGGACCAAUCCUUUAGAAGUAUUUGUGCUAUAUGUAAUUUUCAAGUUUAAAGAAAUAGUUUUGCACACUGUUAGCAAAAGUUGAAGGUGAGCUACAGUGAUUGUGCUGAAUCCAUUACCUGGCUUUAACUUUUUAAUUUAAACAACUACUUUUCAUGAAUGUUAUAAUGGAUCUUCACCAAACUUGGUCAUAAGUAUCUUCUGGACCUUUCUCUAGAUUGUUGAGAUGAUUCCAUUUCACCCCUAUUAGGGAGCACCAGAGCAAAAAUUGGAAAUACCUUUAAACAACUAUAUUGUGAACCAUAUAAUGGAUCUGUGCCAAAUUUUGUCAAUGGCUUGAAUGUAACAUCCUCUCUUAUAAUUGUACAGUGGUUCAGUCUGGCCCCUUUUAGGGGCUGUCAUAGCUAAAAAUGGAGAGAAAAAAAUGUGAACAAAAUCUCAUGAAUCAUCGUUUGAUGGAUCUUCACAAACUUGAUCUGUGGCAUCUUUAUAAGGUCUUCACUCGAUUUUGUUCAGAUAGUGUUGUUUACUUUCUUCUAGGGGCCAUGAGAGCUAAAAAUAGAAAUACCUUCUAAUGACUUUCCGUACAAACCACUUGUUACAUAUUACUAAAGAUGGUCUGAUGCGUUCUUGUAAGGUCUUUCCUCAAAUUUGUUCAGAUGGUCUGUCAAAGCUAAAAUUAGAAAUACUUUUAAAACAACUUCUUAAUAAUCACUUGUUUGAACAUUACCAAAUUUGGUCUGUACUAUCCUUGUAAGGGCCUCUUCCAAGUUUAUUCAAGUGAUACUGCUUGACACUUUUUAGGGGAAGUCUGAGCUAUAUAUGGAAUAAAUGUUAGGAACUUCCUAUGAACUUCUUAAUUUUAUCUUUUAUGAUACUGUCAACAUGAGGUGAGCGACUUAGGCCCUUCUGUUUAUACUUGCUGUAUACUGGCAUUGUGUAUCUAAAUAUGCACAAGUGAGACUAAUGUUUUCUUACGGAUAUACAGGGUUUUUUGUCUCAUUUUGGAAGUGUUUGAAAAUACCAUUUUGAACAAUGUACUUGAUUGUAAAAAUAUUACAUACUUAGAUCACUCACACGGCUCAUUAGAAAGGACAUAACAAUUUUACAGACAGCACUUGUUUAAUCAAAAUAUACAAUAAUACUUAUUAAAAACAUGUAAACAGGAACAUACAGAGUUUACAGAUGUCAAACACAGCAACGUUCUGUUGGUGUGUGUAUUGUCUGUACUACCUGUGAAAUACUUUAUUUGUUGUUUGCAUUUUCUUGCUUUACGUGAAGUGAGAAGAUUCACUGUAAAGGUAUUCUUACUGUGAUGAAAUGUUGUAUUUUGCCAAAAAAGCUCAAAUGCUUGUAGAAUGUCUUACCAGUCAUUAUAAUGGAACAGUCUUUUAAAAGAAGUUUUUUUAAGUCUGUAGAAUUUAGCUUCAGUUGUUGCUCAAAGUCGUACAUUAAAUAGAAAACAUUCUAAACUGUCGAGCUGCAUUAGUUAAUCGUGAGUAUGCUGACCUUGCCUUAAUUAGUUUGUUCAAAUGUAGUAUUUUCAUUCAUAGCGGAAGUGCUAAAUUUGGCGCUGAGACUAUACAUUAGGCCUAUUUCAUGUCGUUAAUUGAUAUUUUUAUAUUUAAAUGUAGUUCAUGAAUUUAUUUGUACAGAGAAGCAAGUAUGAGUGCAUUUUCUAUCUCUUGUUAUAUUGUUGUCAUAUUGUUGCGGUAUGAGGGACUGAGUGCAAUAUUGACAUAGCUCCUCCGGUGUUUCAUAGUAGUUACACCAGUAUUGCACUGAGUCUUUCAUACAAUUUUAUUGAUUUUUAAAAAGUAUUUGCAUUUUCCCAGUAUUUUUAUUGUUGAUGUUUCAAAUAGAUUAUAUAUAUGCAAUUAUUUUAACAGUGCUGCAUUGACUUAUAUUGAUACCUUAUUUUUAAAUGUAAAAAGAUAUGUAUAGAUGAAUUGAAAAACAAAGAAAUCAAUGUUUACCCCUUGUCCUGGCCUACUCUCACAGUUGUACACUUCUAGUAUAUGAGGUCAUUCUAAUCUCAAAUUGUUACGUAUCAGCGUCUCAUUGAUUUUUUAAGAAAUGUAUUUAACCACAUUUCUUUAUAGGGACAUCUUUUUAAGGUACUGUUAACUUUAACACUCGGUUGUUGAGAAUGGUUUUUAUUUCUGUGACAAAUUGACAGAAACUUGCCAGUCAUUAUCAUCAACAAAUGCCUCUCUUGUUCCGCCGUCUUAAAAUAUUGUUAAAAUCUUCUUCGUCUGUAAAAGUGUACGUGAUAAAUAAUCCUUAGAAAAAACAGUUCCUACCAGAAAUUUGAACCAAAGAUGUUUUAUUUUGUUGCCAAACGAAACCUCACUGCCGCGAUCACAUAGAUAUGUUUAUAGAUAGACCAAGUUUUCAUCUUCCAUAUACACUGGCCAUAUACGUGUAUUAUGGCUGACCAUUACAUACAGGUUUUAUUCAUGUUACAUUUAUUCUUCAGACUUUUAUAGAUUCUGCAUGAAUUUUUAUAGAUUCUAUGAGCAUAUAUUUUUCUGAAAUAUCGUGAUGUUGAUCAUACUGUUGUUAUUUUUGUAUAUUUUUCUGUGUAAGAUACUUUUUAAAAAAAUCUUUUCAUUAUACACUUUUACACUCAAGUUUGAUUUCAGAUUAUAAGCUUUGCAUUGUAUUUUCUGUCUAUGAAUUAAAAAUAUCUAUAAUUGUUUAACCUUUAGUCUGGUAAAUUUCUAAAAUGGACAGGUCCGUCACUCAAUUUGGGUAAUAACAUUUAUUAUUCGAAGGAGUUUUCACUGAAAAUUUAUUGACUGAAUAGUGAACAGUGCAGACCAUGAUCAGCCUGCACUGGUCGCAAAGACAGAAUAACUUACAACCAGCAGGCUAAAGGUUAAGGUACUGUUAAACAAAAUCUUGUUUAGAAACAACAAUGUUCUGUUGCAAUAUUUUACUAUGUAAGGCCGAAGCAAUUUAGUUCUAUAGUUGAUGUCAUAUCCCUUGUAGGUUUAUGCUUGUUUACUGCAAACCGUUUAAUUCUAACCGAUGUGCUUUUCUACCUUACUGUUACUGAUGGUGUCUCUAAACCUUUCCCCCUCUGGAUAAAGCUUUCCUUACAUAAUUUACUUUCUGUGUGGAUUAUUAUGGCUUCCACAUGUAGUGAGAGAAGAUAUUAUUUUAGUGCUGUCAGCCUGUCUGUAUGUCACAAGGUUUGUUCAAACAACUCCUCCGACACUACCAGGUGGAUUUACACCAAACUUCACAAAAGUGAUCAUUGCCAAGCCUAGUUGUGCAUCUGGAUGUUCCAGUUCAGUAGCUUAGUAGUGCAUAUUGUCGGGGUGUUCCAGUUUGGUGAUUUUUGGCUAAGUUACGGGCCCUUGAUUCUUAAAAUUUGCAAAGCUUAUUUAUGCAUAUUAUUGGACAGUCCCGGGUCAUUGAUUAUUAGCUGAGUUAUGGUUUUUGAUUUGUUGUAUUUCAGGUGUUUACACUAUUUGGCAUACCAUUUGGUUGAAGUUCAACAAACCUCUGGUAUAUCAUUGAGAAGCAUAGUUGUGCAUAUCAUUGACAUUUUCCAGUUGAAUGACUUUCAGUGGAGUUAAAUUUUAUGAUGUCUGUGCUACUUCUAUACAACUGAUACUUCACAAGAGUGAUUGGUUCCAGGCCUAGUUGUGAGCUCCAUGGUUCCAGGCCUAGUUGUGAGCUCCAUGGUUCCAGGUCUAGUUGUGAGCUCAAUGGUUCCAGGCCUAGUUGUGUAUAUUGUUGGAGUGUAAUGGCCCUUAAUUUGUGCCAUUUUACAAUGUCUGCAUGUGAAAUGGUUGGGAGACCUGUAUUUUUCAUGAAAACCAAUCUCUAUUUGAUGCUUCCAGAUUUGUGUCUACGAAAUUUGGUGAAUAGUAAUUGAAACAAUGUAGCUGCAGAUGUCUCCUUUUUCAGCGCAAGUCACGGUUAAUUGAGCAAAGUGGUGCUUUUUAUCAUUCAAUCAUACCAUAUGCUUUUAUGGCUUGUAUAUUUGUUUAGCAUAGCAAACAAAAAGAUUUUUUCAAAUCAUCAAAAAUUAAAACAUCAUUAUAAAAUAUACAAAAAGUAUGAAAAUAUGAAAUACUGUUUAACCUCGUGCCCAAAUUUGCUAAAGCUCUUUCUCUGUCCUUGCUCUUGUCUGCCUAACUUUGAUACUCCAUUCUCCAAACUUUGAUUUACUCCAUUGAUGAUCCCUUCUCCGGACUUUGAUACACCAUUCUGCCUUACUUUGUUAUUCUCUGUCUGCUAUGUGACGUCAGCUUGGACCUAAAUUGGUUUGGACACUAGUGAAAGUAAACUGCUUUUCAUGUUCUAUAUUUUUGUACACAUACGGUAUCUGUUACCACACAUGUUUUGGUGAAAGAUUUUUGCAUACACAUGUAUAUUUUUUUCAUAAAAAAUGAGAAAGAUUACCAAGAUGUAGAGGAAUACUCAAAAAAUAGACGACUUAAAAUGUUA